AGAGGGUGUUGGAGUCGGAGACAGGUACCCAUCACAGCCGAAUCCCGUCGACCGCUCACCACAGCACACCACGCACCUGAGGCUAGCGGCCGGACGUACCCUGAUGGAGAACAACAUGAGCAACCAGCAGGCUCCUCCACCGCCACCAGGGUACCCGACGACGGCCGCGGAGCAAGGCCAGGCCGGCGGGAAGAAGGGGCGCCGGGCGAGCACCAAAUCCAGGGGCGAGAAGGGCUUCAUCGAGGGAUGCCUCGCCGCACUCUGCUGCUGCUGGAUCUGCGAGAUGUGCUGCGACUAACCGGCCGGGCGGCGAGGCCGCUGCUGGCACAAGACCUCUCGGUGCCAUGGUACCCACGACGAGCUAUACAGAGAGAGAAUUGCUUCUUAAUUCCAGUAUCUCUUAUUUUAGGUUUCAUACUCCUAAGGUGAUACAUGAUCAGUACCUGCCUGCCUGUGUGCGUGUGUGAGAUAUUCAUGUAUCCGUGUCCGGUGCGAUAUUCAUGCACCUCGUCGUGUGUAAUUAUCGGUGUGUACGAGACCGACGUACGGUACAUACUUACCAGUACUGUCUACUGUGAUCUAGUAAUAUUGAUUGAGGGUGCUUCAGUGCGUAUUA
Messenger RNA from Hordeum vulgare subsp. vulgare (domesticated barley), 616 nucleotides. RefSeq names its product cysteine-rich and transmembrane domain-containing protein WIH1-like. NCBI's taxonomy places the organism in Eukaryota, Viridiplantae, Streptophyta, Magnoliopsida, Poales, Poaceae. The coding region runs from base 104 to 298 and encodes 64 amino acids. The record is from RefSeq and is a predicted model, not a curated record. The transcript has 3 exons. Gene Ontology annotation, cellular component: plasma membrane.